Messenger RNA from Thermothelomyces thermophilus ATCC 42464, 2478 nucleotides. RefSeq lists its product as uncharacterized. Lineage: Eukaryota; Fungi; Ascomycota; Sordariomycetes; Sordariales; Chaetomiaceae. The transcript is spliced from 4 exons. The coding region runs from base 1 to 2478 and encodes 825 amino acids. Gene Ontology annotation, molecular function: GTPase binding. The record is from RefSeq and is a predicted model, not a curated record.
AUGGAUCUCGGGGACUCUGAAGGCGGCUUCGAUGCCGGCACCCCAGGGCAGCCGCCGAAGCCGAGGACCCUCCCAGACGAUCUCCCGCGCUCCCUCGACGACAGGCGACGUGUGCCAACCGAGCUGAUGCCCGAGGCGGAGAUGUACGACGGAUGGCAGGGGCAAUCGCAGUUCUUGACGUCGCCCAUAGUCGCGAAGCCCAUGACCUUCAGCGACUUGACGCUCGAAGACAACUACGGCGACGACCUCACCAAGGGCGGCCCGGAAAGCGAGUCGCGCCUGAUGGAGAUGCUCGCCGCUCAGGCCGCUCAUGCGGCGAGCGCCGCCUUCGAAGACGAGGACGCCAUUGCCGCGGAUGACAAGAGGUCCGAGGACGAGAAGAAGGACAUUCUGCAAAAGACGUUCAUCAUGGCGGCAAGCAACGGCAAUCUCGAGUCGGUCACCAAGAUCCUCGAGGGGAAGGCGAGGAAAUACGUCGACAUCGACGCGCCCGACGAUGAGGGGACUCCCGCCCUCAUCUACGCAAGCUGUUUUGGCCACGAAUCGGUCGUCCAGGCCCUCAUUGACGCCGGCGUGGACGUCAACAAGCAGGACCGCAACCAGUGGAGCGCCCUCAUGUGGGCCAUGACCAACCGACACAAGGGCAUCGCGAAGCUACUGCUAGACAACGGUGCUUCCACCGAAGCGAAGACCUCGACGGGGAGGACGGCGUUCGACUUCGUCGCCCCCGACAGCGACAUGUCCUUCUAUCUCAGCGGCUACGGCAUCGGGACCGCCGGGACGACCGAUGACUUCUACAACCCUGGCUUCGACCAGGACAAGCUGGAAGAGGAGCUGGCCGAGAACGAGAUGCGCCGGCGCAUGAUGAUGGAGAGUGCCCGCGACCUAGAAGUGGACCUGGGGAACGUGGGCAUAGACGACCAGCCCGAGUCGCUCGAUGAUUUCGAGGAAGAACAGCAAGAGUUCGACUGGUCCAGGUGUCUCCACGACCAGAUGUUCGUCUUCCAGGAGAAUGAGCUUGAGCGCAUCCUGGAUAUCGUCAUCACCAACAUGACUCCGCAGCGGUCGCCAUCCCAGAAGCCGGUGCCCGCAAACAUGAUCUUCUUGGCGGCGCGGUACGCCCACUAUCACUCCAGCCCCGAGCUACUGGCUAAGCUGCUCAUCACGGCCUUGAACAAGAUCAACGCCGUGGUCGAGAAGCACCAAUGGGAUAUGACCAUCUUGGCGUUCUGGAUGUCAAACGCAACACUUCUCCUGCACUACCUGAAGAAAGACGCCGGUCUUGUCGAGGCAACCACCGAAUUUCAGGCGCAGCUCGCCGAGCUGAUCAACGAGAUAUUCAUACUCAUCGUCCGGGACGCCGAGCGCCGGCUCGACAAGGUCCUCGACGUGGCCAUGCUGGACCACGAAACGAUACCCGGUUUUGAAGACAUCACGUUCCAAAACGAAUGGAAGAUCUUCAAGCGGAGGAAGGAGGUCAAGGAGGAGCCGCUCGAGAAGCGGCUCCGGCCACCAUCACCCAAGCGGAGAGCCAAGCCUUCCCCGCGCAACGUGACCUCGCUCCUCUCGUCCACUCUCUUCGUCCUCGACCUCUACGACGUCCACUCGGUCAUCACGGCCCAGGUCAUCUCCCAACUCAUCUACUGGCUCGGUGCGGAGCUCUUCAACCGCAUCAUGUCGAACAGGAAAUACCUGGCCCGCACAAAAGCGAUGCAGAUCCGCAUGAACGUAUCAACCCUGGAGGACUGGGCGCGCCAAAACAACCGCCAGCCAGAACACUACGAGAAGGGCGAGAUGAAGUCGUCGGGCGAGACCACCGUCGAAGCCGCUCGCCGCCACCUGGCUCCCGUCAUUCAAUUACUCCAGUGGCUGCAGUGCUUCUCGUCCCUCGACGCCGACGACCUCGAGGCCCUCGUCGCCACGCUGCAGCAGCUGAAAGCCCUCAGCCCGCAGCAGCUCAUCCACGCCGCCACGCACUACCGGCCCGAGGUGGGCGAGAAGGGCCUGCCGAAGAGCGCCAUGAAGUACCUCGUCUCCAUCCAGAAAGAGGCCGCCCUGAGGCGCGAGAGGAACCGCGCUGCCGCGGCCGCGGCCGCCUCGCCGCCGGGGACCCCGGGGAGGAAAGAAGGCGGGAAAACGUCCAACGGGGCAGCAGCCGGCGGGACCUCGAGACCGGAUACGGCGGGAGGAGGAGAAGGCGACGCUGGCGGCCGCGCCAGAGACGACGAGGAGGACGAGGCGCCCCCCAAUCUACUCCUCGAUCCGGCGCUCAUGCUGCCCUUCACCCUGCCGAGCUCCACAGACAUGCUGGUGAGCUACGGCGCUGGGUUCGGCGGGCUCAACCGCGAGCGGGAGAGAAAGUAUAUCCCGACUAUCCCGCCUGAAUUCCUGGAGAAGCUCGAGAGCAGCGGCACGGGAAGUAGUAGUGGACGAGGGGCGUUGUAUGGACAGGCGAAUUGGGAUGAUGAGGAUGACUAG